Molecule: messenger RNA, 1362 nt
Organism: Knipowitschia caucasica
Lineage: Eukaryota; Metazoa; Chordata; Actinopteri; Gobiiformes; Gobiidae
Source: the annotation of a GenBank genome assembly
AUGAGGACACCAGGAGGAGCCAAGAGGAGACCAAGAGGAGACCAGGAGGAGCCAAGAGCAGACCAGGAGGAGCCAAGAGGAGACAAGAGGAGACCAGGAGGAAGCAAGAGGAAACCAGGAGGAGCCGAGAGGAGACAGGAGGAGACCAGGAGGAAGCAAGAGGAAACCAGGAGGAGCCGAGAGGAGACAGGAGGAGCCAAGAGGAGACCAGGAGGAGCCAAGAGGAUCCAAGAGGAGACCAGGAGGAGACCAGGAGGAGCCAAGAGGAGACCAGGAGGGGCCAAGAGGAGACCAGGAGGUGCCAAGAGGAGACCAGGAGGUGCCAAGAGGAGACCAGGAGGUGCCAAGAGGAGACCAGGAGCAGCCGAGAGGAGCCAAGAGGACACCAGGAGGAGACCAGGAGGAGACCAGGAGGAGACCAAGAGGAGAACAGGAGGAGCCAUGAGGAGACCAGGAGGAGCCAAGAGGAGACCAAGAGGAGACCAGGAGGAGCCAAGAGCAGACCAGGAGGAGCCAAGAGGAGACAAGAGGAGACCAGGAGGAAGCAAGAGGAAACCAGGAGGAGCCAAGAGGAAACCAGGAGGUGCCAAGAGGAGGAGCAAGAGAGACCAGGAGGAGCCGAGAGGAGCCAGAGGAGCCAAGAGGAGACCAGGAGGAGCCAAGAGGAGCCAAGAGGAGCCAAGAGGAGAGCCAGGAGGAGACCAGGAGGAGACCAGGAGGAGACCAGGAGGAGCCAAGAGGAGACCAGGAGGAGCCAAGAGGAGACCAGGAGGAGCCAGAGGAGACCAGGAGGAGCCGAGAGGGCCAAGAGGACACCAGGAGGACCAGGAGGAGACCAGGAGGAGACCAAGAGGAGACCAGGAGAGCCAGAGGAGACCAGAGGAGCCAAGAGGAGACCAAGAGGAGACCAGGAGGAGCCAUGAGAGACCAGGAGGAGCCAAGAGGAGACCAGGAGGGACCAAGAGGAGACCAGGAGGUGCCAAGAGGAGACCAGGAGGAGCCAAGAGGAGCCAAGAGGACACCAGGAGGAGACCAGGAGGAGACCAAGAGGAGACCAAGAGGAGACCAGGAGGAGCCAAGAGCAGACCAGGAGGAGCCAAGAGGAGACAAGAGGAGACCAGGAGGAGCAAGAGGAGACCAGGAGGAGCCAAGAGGAGACCAGGAGGAGCCAAGAGGAGACCAGGAGGAGCCAAGAGGAGACCAGGAGGAGCCAAGAGGAGACCAGGAGGAGCCAAGAGGAGACCAGGAGGAGCCAAGAGGACCAAGAGGAGACCAAGAGGAGACCAGAGGAGACCAGGAGGAGACCAGGAGGAGACCAGGAGAGACCAGGAGGAGCCAAGAGGAGACCAGGAGGAGCCAUGA